AUGAUCGGCGUUCCUAACGAUGCUCUACAAUCCCUCAACGAUCAAGGCGCUGCAAACACAUGGGUAAGAAACAACAUCCAAAAUUACCCCGACGUCAGUUUUAGAUACAUCGCCGUCGGAAACGAAGUCGAUCCAAACAACGGGAAUAGUCAAUACGUUAACUUCGUACUCCAAGCAAUGAGGAAUGUUCAGAACGCCAUUAACGCCGCUGGCCUGCAGAACCAAAUCAAAGUGUCGACUGCAACCUACACCGGUUUGUUAGGCGUCUCCUUUCCACCAAGCGAUGGUGCCUUUAAAGACAAUGUUCGGGGGUUUAUUCAGCCGAUAAUCGGAUUUCUAACGGAAAACAAUUCGCCGAUGCUUGCCAACAUCUACCCCUUCUUUUCCGACCCUAAUUCCAAUCUCCCGUAUGCGUUGUUUACGGCGCCGGGAACGGUUGUGACUGAUAACAAUAAUGGUCUACAAUACUCUAACCUUUUUGACGCCAUAUUAGAUGCUCACUAUGCAGCUCAAGCACGUCUUGGUGGGGGGAAUGUGGAGAUUGUUGUAUCAGAGAGUGGUUGGCCAACAGCAGGAAAAGAUGUAGCGACGACAGAGAAUGCUAGAACUUACAAUAACAACUUGAUUAGACAUGUCAGAGGGACAACAGGGACACCGGCGAAGCCUGGAAGAUCUAUAGAGACGUAUUUGUUUGCAAUGUUCGAUGAAAACAGGAAACCUGGUGAAGAGUCGGAGAAACAUUUUGGGAUUUUCUCCCCAAAUCAACAACCCAAAUAUCCAUUGAGCUUCAAUUAG
Molecule: messenger RNA, 795 nt
Organism: Lactuca virosa
Lineage: Eukaryota; Viridiplantae; Streptophyta; Magnoliopsida; Asterales; Asteraceae
Source: the annotation of a GenBank genome assembly